AUGCUCGGACACAUGAAGGACGCGAUGAUGGAGCCGGACGUCAUCAGCUUCAAUGUGGGGAUCAGUGCAUGUGAGAAGGGCAGGCAGUGGCAGCAGGCGCUGUCGUUGAUGAGCCGACUGGCGGAAUGGCAAGUGCACCCAAACAUCAUCUACACUACUCCGAUCAGCUAUAAUGCCGCGAUUAGCGCGUGCGAGAAGUGUGGGCAGUGGCAGGUGGCAUUGCUCUUGUUCGGCGAGAUCCGAGAGUCGCAUUUUGAGCCUGACGUCAUCAGUUACAACGCUGGAGUCAGCGCGUGCGAAAAGGGCGGGCGCUGGCAGCAGGCGCUGCUUUUGCUGAGGGGAGCUCGGUUAUCCCAGAUAGAGCUUGAUACUACUAGCUAUAAUGCUGGGAUCAGCGCUUGUGAGAAAGGCAUGCGCUGGCAGCGAGCACUGUCGCUACUCUGCGACAUGGAAGGCAUAAAGUUAGACCGAGACGCCACCAGCUAUAACGCUGUCAUCAGGGCAUGCGACAAGAGUGGGCAGUGGCAGCAGGUGUUAUCACUCCUCAGCUGCAUGGGAGAAGCAAGGCAUGAACUAGACGCACUCAGCUGCAAAGCCGGGAUAAGCGCGUGCGAAGACGGCUCUCAAUGGCAGCACGCAUUGCUACUGAUGAGUGAUAUUGAGGGAUUGAAGAUCUGGCAUGCGGGCGAAAUGCGUAAGCAGUUGCUGUAG
Prorocentrum cordatum is the source of this 711-nucleotide messenger RNA. NCBI's taxonomy places the organism in Eukaryota, Dinophyceae, Prorocentrales, Prorocentraceae. The record is from the annotation of a GenBank genome assembly.